AUGCAAGCUUCAAGGAGUAAAAAUACAGAAAAGGCAGAACCAUUCUACAAGCUUUCAGUGCCAAAGCAGAAGACCAGUUCUGAGAUUAUAAAUGAAGCCAGAAAUUUUCUACGAACACUAAGAACUCGAAGACCAUUUACACCUACAGAAGAACAAAGGAGACUUUUUGGAUCUGGAUCCUCACGAGCUCCUCAAAAUAGACCCCCUUCAGUUUUUAGUCUUCACGCAUCCAAUUUUGAUUUGGCUGAAUCAAGACCAGUGUCUGGUGUUCGUCUUAGCCCACUGAAACAUAAAUCAGUACUAGUCACUUCAGCAAAAGAUGAAGCUUCUUCCAUUUCCUUUCCAAAACCUCUUGCUGAUGCUUCAGAGAUCAGAAAAGUCAGCAAUGCUCGGGCACGCUUAUUUGGAAGAACUUCUUGGGGAAAUUUCCUUUCUGCUAAAACAGUGCCUCCUGAUCAGAAAGAAGAGAAGCUAGAUUCUGAACAAACAGCUAUGAUGAAUAAUCUUUGCAGGAGUAAUAAUGACUGCUUAGCAGAGCAAAGGUCAUACUCACCAUGGAAUGGUGAAAGCAGACAAUUAAUUUGUAAUGAGCAUAUCAGUGAGUUGGAGAGCAGAGACUUCGUAAAAGGGACAGCAGGAAAACUUCCGUUUCAAAUGAGAGGAGAAAGAAGUGUCAACAGUGAUGGCAGAUUUGCUGAUGAAGAGCAACAGUUUCCGGGUGAGCAGAUGAAAAAGCCAGGCACAAGUCCAUCAUGGCCAAGAAGUACAGGCUGGAAGGGAAGAGAAACAGGCUUACAGGUUGAAACAGGAAUAAAUGAAUCAGAAGAGGAAGAAAUCUUUUGGCAUAUGAAAGUUCUACCAAUUCUGCAUGAACUGGAAAAAGAAGACAAUGUAGAAAAUCUUUGUCUGGCUUGCACCAAGCUCUAUCAAGCCCUGAAUGAAGAAAAUAUGCUUGGAAAAAGAUUUAAAAGAAGAAGUGUGCUUCUAAAGAUAUUAUAUAAACUUGUAGACAUUGAUUCAGACCCACUUUGCCUAAAGCUGACAAAGAUUAUUCUGUCUAUGAAAGUGGAUGGAAGAAAUCUUCUCAGUGUUUGCAAGCUUGCAUUUAAAAUUUGCAGGAAUGAAAAAAAUGAUUACAUCAUUCAAAAUGAGGGUUUAUUUGAUUGUUUGUUGGAGGUCCUAAGAACUGAAGAUCUACAAAAAAAUAAUGAAGCUCUCUUAUAUUGCAUGGGAGCUAUAAAAUUCAUGUCUGGAAAUGCAGUACUCCUUAAUGAAAUGGUGAAAAAAGGAGCUGUUGAAAUGUUGCUGCAAUUACUGAAGCAGAUUAAUAAUGUAAAAGAAAAUGACACAUAUUUCUCCAACUUGGGGCACCUAUUAGUCCAGCUGACAGCUACCUUGAGAAACUUGGCUGACUUGGCUCCGGCGAGACGCCAGCUCAUUCGCAGUGGUGCAGUCUCUGAGCUCUGCGUGGCGCUAGAGCAGCGCAUGAGGGAUAAGGAUGUGUGCACCUAUGUUGUCAGGAUAUUCAGCAAACUUUCUUCCUACAAUGAGUUCUGCACAGCUUUAGCAGACUGCUCCAGAUGUUACAUCUUAUUUUUAGCCCUACUAAACAAACACCAGAAACAGCAGGAUUUGGUUAUCCGUAUUCUUUUCAUUCUUGGUAAUUUAACAGCAAAGAAUGACCAGGCCCGUGAGCAAUUUUUUCAAGAAAAAGGAAGCAUGAACACCUUGAAGUCAUUAUUCCAAACCUACCAUGAACUCGAUUUGAAUGCACAGAAAUGGCACAAAGAAAGAGGACGAGAAAGAAAAAAACACCCAAAGCAUCCUUCAGAAGCAGAAGAUGUUCUGAUAAAACUGAUAAGAGUGCUGGCCAAUCUCUCCGUUCACCCCAGCAUAGGAGCAGCUCUGGCAGCUGCCCAUCAUGUUGUAGAUUUGCUUGUUACUGUACUAGAAUACAAGUCAGUUGAUGAGUGUGAGGAGCUGGUCAUCAAUGCUGCAACAACAAUCAACAAUUUAUCCUACUACAAAGUGAAGAGUUCUGCUGUUCAAGACAAAAAGCUACGCAUUGCUGAAAUGCUUUUAAAGCUGUUAAUGAGCAGCAGUAUGGAUGGAGUUGUGGAGGCUGUCAGAGCAUUUGGCAAUCUUUCCCAGUAUCAUGAGAUCUGUGACUUCAUCAUACAGAAAAAGAUACACAAGUUCAUGAUUGCUUUGCUUGAUGCCAAAAACCAAGAUGUCUGUUUUUCUGCCUGUGGAGUUCUGCUCAAUCUCACAGUAGAUAAGAACAAACGAGCAUUUCUGACGGAGGAAGGAGGAAUUGGAAAGUUAAUUGACUGUUUACAAGACUUUGGGCCAUCAGACUGGCAGCUGGCUUGUUUGAUAUGCAAAACCCUGUGGAACUACAGUGAAAACGUCACAAGUCCGGCCUCAUGCUUUGGAGAAGAUACCGAGACGUUGCUGUUGCUGCUCUCAUCACUCUUGGAUGCAGAACCAGCGCUGGAUUACAGCCUCGACAGAGAUGUACGGGACUACCACAAGCUAUAUUGGGAAAGGGAGUUCAAGCCUGUGGCAGAAAAACUUCUUGAGAGAAUUCAAAACCAUCACUUCUUCCAGCUGUGA
Nestor notabilis (Kea) is the source of this 2616-nucleotide messenger RNA. RefSeq names its product armadillo repeat containing 2 (gene ARMC2). Gene Ontology annotation, molecular function: protein binding. The record is from RefSeq and is a predicted model, not a curated record. Gene Ontology annotation, biological process: cilium organization; sperm axoneme assembly. NCBI's taxonomy places the organism in Eukaryota, Metazoa, Chordata, Aves, Psittaciformes, Psittacidae. The transcript is spliced from 18 exons. The coding region runs from base 1 to 2616 and encodes 871 amino acids.